AUGUUGUUUCAAGGUCUCUCUGUGUUCGCUCCACAGGAUAAUCGAAAAAUCUGCAACUUUUAUCGGUUUUAUUUAAAUAUUUCUUUUUUGUUUGUUUCAGAUCACGUCUGGGAACUGGCCAAGCAAUCCGAAAACAAAACCUUACAUAUCUUCUCUCAGGUCUACUAUUCGAUGGCCGAAUUAUCAACGAAACCCAUCGAGAUCCUCUACCGAGACAUCAGAGACUACGUCAAAAUCGACCCGUCCGACCAAAAACCUACCAAGACCCCAUCCGACAUCGUUGCCAGCGUCAACCAGUUCUUCACCGAACUGUUCCCUCUAGCCUAUCACCAACAAACCGGACUAUCAUCCGGUGAUUUCUACCACAAGAUACAAACAUUUCAAAGACAAUAUGGAUGUGAUAAAAACCCUCUCCGAUUUCCCAAACAAGUCUCAGACUCGUUAUCAAAGAGUCUGGAGACGACUAGACUGCUUUUAGAGGCUCUGGGUAUCGGAAUGGAAGUGCUAAACACCACGCACGCGUUGAUUAUUGAUGAACAUGCUACAACUAACUCUGAGUGUCAUACGGCUUUGCUCAAAAUGACUUAUUGUCCGAAAUGUCUUGCUCUGCCCAAGCAUAAUCGGCCUUGUUCGGAUUAUUGUUUGAACGUGAUGAGAGGCUGUUUGAACAAGUACGUGGCUGAGUUGGAUUUGCCUUGGAACGUGUAUGUGGAGGGGAUAGAGAAUUUGAUCAACGCGGUGAAGAAGAACUCGAACGAGGGUGGUACUAAUGUUGAUAUAGCGAUUAAGAAUUUGGACGUGCAGAUUUCUUCGGCUAUCAUGUAUUCGAUGGAGAAGAUUAAGGAGAUAAUAAAAGGCUUUGAUCGAAGACUUCGAUUUCGAGUGAAAAUGAAUUGCAAAAUUGCAGAAUACACGAAAACCGAGGAGUCCCGAACCACAGAGACCAGCGCCACUACCGAGAGUUUUUCGAAAAUGAGGCAGUCGAACGUCAGGUCGUUUUCGCACUUUCCUACCGCUCAUAUGUCGUUGUUCUUGUCAACUAUGACGAAAACGAAGGGAUUCUAUGCCAGUCUGGCGGAUAAUUUGUGCAGGGAAGAGUCGUUUGCCGAACAAAAGGAUAAACUGUGUUGGAACGGUGAAAGAAUCGCAGAGUACACGAAGACGGUGGUUGACGUCGGCCUGAUGCAGAAAUACAAUCCCGAAGUGAAAACGUCGCCGAAUUCGCAACACGUCGACCCGAAAAUCGCCACUCUGGUCGACAAACUGAGGCAUGUGCAUUACAUGGCAGUCAAAUCCUUAGGUCCCAACUAUUCAGAUCCAGAUUAUAUGCAGAGGGACGGAGUGGACGGGUCAGGAUCUGGAAGUGGACCAGAUUUUGACGAGGAAGACGAGUAUUCCAGAGGCUCCGGUUCAGGACAUGGUCCUAUCGAUGGUGACGACGAAGUUCCACGACACCAUUCCGUCACGCCGGACCACUCCGAAAAAGUCGCCAGCACGUCAACAAAGACAUCCAACUAA
Molecule: messenger RNA, 1518 nt
Organism: Sitophilus oryzae (rice weevil)
Lineage: Eukaryota; Metazoa; Arthropoda; Insecta; Coleoptera; Curculionidae
Product: division abnormally delayed protein-like
Exons: 7
Coding region: 1-1518 (505 amino acids)
Biological process (GO): cell migration; positive regulation of canonical Wnt signaling pathway; regulation of protein localization to membrane
Cellular component (GO): plasma membrane; extracellular region; cell surface
Source: RefSeq, a predicted model, not a curated record